AUGUCAGGAACAGCCGAAAAGGAUUUUUCUGUUGAAAGCGCCGACGAGACUACUACUACAAUCCCGAUGGAGAAGGAUUCCCCCGUUGAGGGCAACAACGAGACUUCUAGCGCAGUCCCGAUCAAUCCAGCAAAUCCUCACUCUCCCGCCGAAAAAUCAUACCUCGAAGCUGCGCAAGAUGAGGCUGCGAAACCCCCGUACAACCCCUGGAUGGAUCCUGCUGGAUUCCCUGACGGCGGGCUUCGAGCGUGGUUGACUGUGGCCGGUGCUGCUGCUUGUUUUUUUGUUUCUUGGGGGUGGAUUAACUGCAUAGGAGUCUUUCAAGACUACUAUAUGCGUGAUCAACUAAAAGAAUAUUCACCCUCUACCGUCGCGUGGAUUCCUUCACUAGAGACGUUCUUUAUGCUCGCAACUGGGCCGGUCGCAGGCUACAUCUUCGACAAUUACGGGCCCAGGUACCUACUAGUUAUCGGAACUUUCAUGCACGUCUUCGGCCUGAUGAUGGCGUCCAUCUCCAAGGAAUACUAUCAGUUCCUCCUCAGCCAAGGUGUCUGCUCCGCCAUUGGUGCCUGCUUCCUCUUCAACCCGGCCAUGAAUUGCGUUGCGACUUGGUUUUACAAGAAACGCGGUAUGGCGAUUGGUCUCGCGGCUUCGGGGAGUUCGCUUGGCGGUGUCCUAUUCCCAAUCAUCGUUAGUCGCAUGAUCAGGGAGACCGGCUUCCCUUGGGCUAUGCGCACUUGUGCAUUCCUGAUUCUGGCUCUGUGCAUCUUCGCCAAUUUGACGCUACGCACCCGCCUUCCACCGACCAAACGUCCAUUUAGCAUCUGGGCGUUCAUCCAUCCAUUCCGCGAAGUACCCAUGGUUUUGACAACUCUCGCCGCUUUUUUUUUCUACUGGGGAAUGUUCCCGGUCUUCUCGUUUAUAACAACUGUUGCCAACGGCCGUGGCAUGUCGUUGGCUCUGGCGCAGUACAUCGUUUCAAUGCUCAAUGCCGGCUCGGUAUUCGGGAGGACCCUGCCAGGCAUCUUGGGUGAUAAGAUCGGACGCUUCAAUGUGAUGACGGUCUUCUGCACUUUCACCACAAUCCUGAUCCUUGCAGUCUGGAUCCCCGCCAAGAGCAAUGCCGGACAGAUUGUUUUCGCGCCCCUGUUCGGUUUCAGCUCCGGCGCGGCUAUUGGCUUGACGCCGGCUUUGAUUGCUCAAAUCUCUCCGCUCAAGGAAAUUGGCGUACGAACCGGUGCUGUCUUCGCCGCCGGGUCCAUUGGUGCACUGACGGGCAGCCCUAUCGGUGGACAAUUGAUCACGCGUGACAAUGGCGGCUUCUUGUACCUGCAGCUCUUUGGCGGAUGUACUUGUGCUGUGGGCUGUGUCUUCUUUCUCCUGGCCAGACUCUACAUUGGUGGACCCGACCUGAAGAAGAAGGUCUGA
Exophiala dermatitidis NIH/UT8656 is the source of this 1428-nucleotide messenger RNA. RefSeq names its product MFS transporter, MCP family, solute carrier family 16 (monocarboxylic acid transporters), member 10. Bases 1 to 1428 code for a protein of 475 amino acids. Gene Ontology annotation, biological process: transmembrane transport. Gene Ontology annotation, molecular function: transmembrane transporter activity. The record is from RefSeq and is a predicted model, not a curated record. The transcript has 3 exons. Gene Ontology annotation, cellular component: fungal-type vacuole membrane. Lineage: Eukaryota; Fungi; Ascomycota; Eurotiomycetes; Chaetothyriales; Herpotrichiellaceae.